GAUAUUGCAUAUCUAAAAAGUGAAAACAUUUAAUUUUAAUAGCUAUUUUGUUGUUUUAAGUGCGAUUUUCAACAAAGAAACUAUUGUUUGGGAAAUUUGGAAUUCAGUAAAAUUGAAGUUUGUUUAUUGAAAUUCAAAAAAACCACUGGGAUUUCGAUAUGGCUGACAUAAAAUCCAUGGAGCAUGCAACAUUAAAGGUUCCAUACGAAAUUCUCAAUAAAAAGUUUCGAAUUGCACAGAAAACAUUGGAUCGUGAAGUAAAUCAAAUUCAAAAUGCUGCAAGUGAAAUGGAAAAAAGUUUAUGUGCAGGAGUUUCAUGUAGUGAAAUUCAAAAAAUAUUUGAUGGUGUUGUGGAACGUCUUCAAGUGUUUAAAAGAAAAGCCGAAGAAAACAUUAACGAAGAAAUUUCUGCAACACAUAUAUGUAAACGAAAACUCAAUCAUUUAAAAGAAAAUAUCUCUACAGAUUUAAAAUCAAGUUACGAAGUCUGGCAGGCUUCCUUGGAUCAAUGGAAAAAAAUAAGAAUGGAUCGAAUGGUUGUUGAACAUUUGCUUAGACAAGGUCAUUAUAAAACAGCAGAACUUUUAGCAGCUCGUACAACCAUUCGCCAUUUGACAAAUUUAGAUAUAUUUCAAACAUCAAGGGAGGUUGAGGAAGAUUUAGCUAAUCAUAAAACUUCCAAAUGCACUUUAUGGUGUAAUGACAAUAAGUCCAAACUCCGAAAAAUCAACUCGAAAAUCGAAUUUCAACUUCGAGUUCAAGAAUUUAUAGAGUUGGUUCGAGAAGACAAACGAAAAGAUGCUGUUAAGCAUGCAAGAAAAUAUUUUCCUUCCUUUGAAAAGGAUCAUUUGAAAGAAAUUUGCCAAGUAAUGGCCAUAUUGGCUUUUCAAUCAGAUACCCAAUUAGAACCUUAUAAAAGUCUUUUCGAUCCAGUACGUUGGGAUAAUUUAGUUUUAAGUUUUAGAAAUGAAAAUUAUCGAUUGUAUCAACUUUCAAGUCAAUCUUUAUUGAGUGUGACCCUUCAAACAGGUUUAUCAGCUUUGAAAACUCCACAAUGUUAUUCUACAGGUUCUAAAAACUACAAUUGUCCAGUUUGCCAAACUGAUUUCAAUAUAAUUGCGAAUAAUUUACCAUACUCACAUUGCGCUCAAAGUCGCCUCAUUUGCCGUGUGACAGGAUUACCUUUAAACGAACAUAAUCUUCCCAUGAUGUUACCUAAUGGGCAAAUAUUUGGUCAAUUGGCUAUACCUCAAAUAACUAAAGAAGAUGGUAUAGUAGUUUGUCCAAUAACAAAACAGGUCUGGUGUGAUCCAAAAAUCGAAAAAGUUUUUGUCAUGUAAAUUUUAACUGGUCCUCUAAACAUUUCUAUUUAUAAGAACGUUUGAUUAAAUUUUUAAUCAUUAUUUCUUUAAAAAUGUAAUAAAAAUAUUGUAGUUUUUUUUUUAAAUAAAGCAAAUAAAAAUAAUUUUUUCUUGAAA
Molecule: messenger RNA, 1478 nt
Organism: Condylostylus longicornis
Lineage: Eukaryota; Metazoa; Arthropoda; Insecta; Diptera; Dolichopodidae
Gene: Kaz
Product: E3 ubiquitin-protein transferase MAEA
Exons: 2
Coding region: 159-1340 (393 amino acids)
Biological process (GO): proteasome-mediated ubiquitin-dependent protein catabolic process
Cellular component (GO): cytoplasm; GID complex; nucleus
Molecular function (GO): protein binding; ubiquitin protein ligase activity
Source: RefSeq, a predicted model, not a curated record